Messenger RNA from Penicillium griseofulvum, 1692 nucleotides. Its product is annotated as Acyl-CoA dehydrogenase/oxidase. Bases 1 to 1692 code for a protein of 563 amino acids. Gene Ontology annotation, biological process: fatty acid beta-oxidation using acyl-CoA oxidase; lipid homeostasis. The transcript is spliced from 6 exons. The record is from RefSeq and is a predicted model, not a curated record. Gene Ontology annotation, cellular component: peroxisome. Gene Ontology annotation, molecular function: FAD binding; fatty acid binding; acyl-CoA oxidase activity. Lineage: Eukaryota; Fungi; Ascomycota; Eurotiomycetes; Eurotiales; Aspergillaceae.
AUGCCUUCAAUGUCUUUUCCAUCUCUCGAAUUGCUCGAGCUACCCUUGUUUAAGCCUAUUCCGGACGAGUAUGUAGACCAUGACAGAAUCUAUCUCAGCUACCAGCGUGCUGCCGCUGUUAUGAAAGCUUACAAAUUGACACCGACGGAUGUCCUUGAAUGCACUCCAAAGUUCUGGAAAAUCCAUAUGGAUCUCGCUGGAGCUCUAGACUGUGGUUCAUUUACUCUACUAACCAUUCAAGUCAACCUUGCAGCAGGGACUUUGGCGCCCUUUGCAGAGAAACAACCGCAGUACCGAGAACUCUUAAAUCAGGUGUUGAACUUUGACAUUUCUGCACAGUAUAUGCUCACGGAAGUUGGACACGGCUUAGAUGCGAAGAAUUUGGAAACAACUGCAACACUGCUUCCAAGUGGAGAAUUUGAUCUGCAUACCCCUAGCCCUAGUGGUGCAAAGAUUAUGCCACCAUCUUCCCCACUAAAGGAUCUUCCGCGAUUUGGGAUUGUCUUUGCCCAGCUUGUAGUGUCCGGCGAGAAGCGUGGCAUCAGACCCUUUAUUACAUGGCUCAGUGAUGGCAAGCAGAUGUGUAAAGGUGUGACUGCAAAAUUGCUCCCCGCACGGGCAUCGUCGAAGCCAUUGGACCAUGCCAUUACAAGUUUUAACCAUGUCCGCCUACCCCAUUCAGCCCUCCUAGGAACCCUGGAUAUGCCAAAGGACAUGCGCCAGCACUUCUUAUCAACAAUCUGGCGCAUUGCAGUUGGUACUCUCGCAUUGCCACUAACCAUGGUUGCGGGGAUGAAACGAGGAGUUUUCGUCGCAGGGAAGUAUAGUCAGCGUCGACACAUUUUGGGACCAGAUCAGAAACCCAAGCCUAUUAUCGAUUUCCGGACUCAACACGGUCCCAUCCUGCAUACCUUAGCCCAGAUCGCUGUUCUCGAUGCUUAUACUGAAAGGAGCAUUGAAUACUUCAAAGACCCUACUUUGGCAUACCCCGUGCAACAUGCAAUGGCUACUACAUUCAAGGCUGUUGUGUAUACAUCGUCCCAAGCCUGCCUGUUUAAUCUCUCUGAGCGAUGUGGAGCACAAGGUUUGUUUGAGAAUAAUCAUAUUAUUGAGGCGAUGGUGGAAACGCGUGGAUUAUCAAUCGCAGAGGGAGAUACUCUAGUUUUGAGUAUUCGAUUGGCAUCGGAACUUCUCCUAAAUCGAUACAAAAUGCCACCUGCAAAGGACCCUACUUCCUACAUAGCACAGCAUGAACAAGGACUACUUGAUGAGCUUCACAGGAUGACCAAAAACAUUUCAGGUGGUCACCGUGGGGAGGAUUUCAAUCGCCUGAUUUUGCCAAGAUCCCAAGAGCUCGUUCAGGCUGUGGGGUAUCGCAUAGCCUAUGAAGCUGCUAUAGAGGCAGGAGUCCAUUCUGAAUUAGUGGCCCUAUAUGAGAUUUGGGUCAUUUUGCAGGAUAUGAGCUGGUUUGUUCAGCAUCUUGAUCUAACCCGUGAACGUAUUUUUGAGAUAGAAGCAGAAAGGCUCAGCGAUGUGUUGCCUCGGCUAGAUGCGUUGCUGGACGAUACUGGUGCCGGGCCCUACUGUACUGCACCUAUCAUAUCUCAGACAUCGUGGGAUAAUUUCCUCGGCCAGUUGGAAACCAUGACAAGAAGUGAUACAGGUCUCUCAGGGGACCGGGCCAUGCUCUGA